CACGACGCGGACGGACAGUAGCAAAUGGUCCACGGUUUUGCAAAAGGUUCUAGCGAAAUCAGUUAUUUUAAUAGUUUUUAAUCCGUGUUUAAUUGUUCCGUUUCAAUACAAUAUUAAUGUGCGGCUGUAUUUUUACAAAAACAAUCGCAACAAGACACCGAUCAGAGGUGAUUAUAUAUGCAGAUAAAAAUAAGUACAUAAACCGAAUAGAUAGCGCAUGCUAUCUAAAUCGCUGGGCGCCAGCAGUAUUUUCGUUUGCCGACAUAGCACGUUUCAUUGUUGUUGUUGUUAGCGACCCACCUUGCUAACUGGUAAAUUUAAACAUUACUUGCUAGCUACAGUUUUAGCUACAAGAAAGUAAAAGGUCAUGGCGGAUUUCCUUGAAGACCCAUCGGUUCUCACGAAGGAUAAGCUCAAAAGUGAGCUCAUGGCCAACAAUGUGCCGCUUCCUAGCUCCGAACAGAAGAAAGAUGUGUAUGUUCAAUUGUACCUGAAGAACUUGACCGUUCUGAACAAGAAAACUCCACCUCCUGUAGACACGUUUUCCAGUGAUGAAGAUUUACCUGCAAUUGUAGUCUCCAACAAGAGUCGUUCUGGAAGAAAAGCCACCAGGAAGACGGACAAGCCUCGCUCGGAUGAAGUAGAGGUCACAGACCUGACUGAUGCUGCCCUAAAAGAUGAGCUGUUGAAGCAAGGCAUCAAUGCUGGACCCAUAGUCGGCUCCACCCGCAAACUUUAUGAGAAAAAGCUCCAGAACCUGCUGGACCAACCUGCAGAUGAGACCACCCCCAGCCCAGCGGAGACAGCCACAGUCACUGGCACCAAUCACAAUGGCAACACACACUCUGAACAGUACAGUGACAAGGAAGACGAUGACAUCACUGCUACACCUGGACCAGAGCUGGUUCCUGUUGUGGAGAAGCCUGUGAGGAGCAAAGGGAAGACUCCCAUCACCGUCAGGUCAAGCAGCAGACGGAGCCACAAGCCACAGGUGGUACUGGAGAGCCUAGCAAGUGGCGAUCAGACCCAUAAGAAGACAGGGGAGAAUGUUGAAGAGAUCCUCGCCAAUGAGAUUCUUUCCCCCACCGGCAUCAGUGCCACCUGCAGGCGACCGAUCCGUGGCGCGGCUGGCCGACCGUUGAAGCCCGGCGACUACUGGCUGCACGAGUCCCUCCUGGAACGGCGCGCCUACACCGAGUCCCACUCCGAGUGCACCUCCGUGGGCCCCGACUCACCGGCCCGGCCGGGCUUCCUGUCCGUCCUGCUGAGGCUGUUGGUGCUCAUCACCGUGGCCGUUUCCAUCUACUUCGUCAUUGAGCACCUCGACGAGGACCAAGUCCGGUACGUCAAGAGUUUGCCCGGCGACGCCAAGGUUCUGCUGAACGACGCCUUGGCUUACGUGAGCAGCGCGGGCAAUAUGGUGGUGGAGGCUGUGGUCAAUAACGUGGUGGUGCCUCUGGGUAUCGGGCCCGGCAGCAGCCAAAGUGCCGGCGCUGAAAGUGGCGGCAAGUAAGUAGUCCGUCGUGCUUUGUUUAGUUUCAACCGUUAUUUUUGCUAGGUUGUCCCGUCCAGGUAAAAAUACCUCCUGCCCUAGAGAUUAUUUAGAUUAGAUUAAAUCUAAAUAAUCUCCUACCCUAUAGAGACCUUGCUAUUGCUCUGGAUUCCAAACCUCCAUAGGUUAUCACCACACCGACUCCAUUUUUCUUCUCUGGACACUUUUUUUCAUAACAUGGUUGCCCACUUAAAAGGACUAACUUUUUAUCUGGGCUGUUAGACUGACUCCCUGUCCCCUCCAUGUUGACUACUCCUCGCCCCACGUGAGGAGAGUAAGGAGGGGCACUCAACCUAACCAACACCAGCUCCUGGAAAACAAACCAACACUGUCUUGCCGUGACGGUCUGAAGAGACUAAUUUGUCUUAUCAAGGUGUUUUUUAAUCAUAGUGUGACGUGUGUUUUGUGUGUGUUUUCCCUUACGUGUGUAGGUAGAAGUUCUAUGUGAUUUAAGGACAGACAGGUCUAAUGUACCAUUUUGAAGGACAUGCAGUGUUUGACUUGGGCUGGAACUGCGUUCCAGUACUUAUAAUUUUAGGCAAACAGUGUUCCCGGUUUUAGGCAAAAGAGCUGGGAUAGCCUAUGUUAAUGGAACAAGCCUUAUUAAUACAUACAUUUGAAUGAACAUAGUCUGAUGUGCUAUUUGUCAGUUCCUGCACUUAUUUUAUCCCAAGUCAAGCACUGAGGACAUGUAUGUGGUUUUUUGUAAUUUGUUGUAUCAGGUGUUUUUCAGGUGGUGAAGUAUCUGGACACUUAGCACUUAUUGCCAGGCUUUGGGUCAGUUGAACAUCUGUCAGUAGCACAAAGUAAAUCGAAUUCCAAUUCUACAAGGAUGGGAAAACAGUGGAAAUGUAAAUGUUCUUCUGAAAUUGACUGAAUUUACAAGAAGGUUGACACCCACCCUGCUUAUUGUGCCCCCUCAACUAUUUAAAGUGUCAAAAUGUUGCUAAUUGGAAAACAUCAGCAUUUACAAGUUCUUCUUUAUUCAUUCUAUAAACUGUAGUAGUGAUAGUAAAGACUAGAAUAAUUAUUUUAAACUAUGAAUUUCACAGUACUCAGGUUUAUCCUAAUAUGCUCUAAGUUCAUGUAAAUUGUGAUGGGAGGAGGAAUAAUGUCCAACAUAGUGUUAAAUCAGGUCAUGUCAUUCACAGGAAUAAAACAUUUAGUGCUAUAAAGGUCACAAACUGAAGAGCUUUCUUGAGUUAUAUAAGCUCAUUUCGGCCCUUGUCCAGUAAAUUGAAAUGCCUGGUCCAUGCUCAGUAGGUAAACACUGCAAAUAGAAAUAUCCAAUGGAGCUGAGAAUUUUUUUUUAUUUGCCAUGUUUGUUCUACAUAAUAAUACAUUUGAAGUUUUAGUAAAGUUGUGCCCUCUAGAAAGUGAUCAGAUAAAUAAAUGGUUCACAUUGGCACCUGAUUUGAGUAGCAAUGGCCACGACCAAAUCACAAUAGCUUUGUGUUUGUGAGUUUCUUUAUAGUGAUUUAUUGUUCUAAAGAUUCCAGAUCCUCCAGUUCAGUCUAUAGGGUCGUGUUCAGUAAAGAGCACACUGCAGCAAAAAAUGAUGCCCUGUUUUGGGGUAAUUUAUUUAUUUUCUCUUUAUUUGGUAUCAAUGAACAUGACCCAGGACUGGCUGUCUUUUUAGUUCACAUACACACAGCCUUUCCUAAUGGUACCAUGAAAAAUACUAUUGAUCUAGUAAGAAUACUAUUAUAAAAACUAAUUCAAAGCACGUAAAUGACACAGCAGAAGCAUUUUCAGCUCUAUUACUUGUGGUAAAUAAGUCCUGCGGACUUAAACAAAUUUUGUCUGGCCCUUAUACACUGAUAGGUACAAUAACAGUUGACUAAAGGACUAACGGUUAAAGGGAUAGCCACUUGUGAUGACAUUUCUGAUUUUUACAUGACAAGCUGUUGAAAUCUUCAUCCAUUUUUCUAAUGUGAAUUGUUGUUGUUUUGGGUGCAAAAUAAAGUACCUUUGUGAGAUGUCAAAAAAUAAUAUGAAGUGAUAUCCUUAAUCUGAACCUCUCUGUUGGCUUGUGGUUACACAGGUGAAUACAUAAAGAUGAAACUUUUUUUUUAAUUUGAUCAGGCAGCUAGCUUCCCAAGGAUAGAUGGAUGUGGUGUGUAUAGUGGGAGCAAAUAUUUUGUAUCUGUUUUUAUUUAUAAUAGAUAAUAUCAUGAAAUAAAGUUGGUAAAUCAA
Messenger RNA from Esox lucius (northern pike), 3748 nucleotides. RefSeq names its product lamina-associated polypeptide 2. Gene Ontology annotation, molecular function: DNA binding. The coding region runs from base 368 to 1513 and encodes 381 amino acids. The record is from RefSeq and is a predicted model, not a curated record. NCBI's taxonomy places the organism in Eukaryota, Metazoa, Chordata, Actinopteri, Esociformes, Esocidae. The transcript has 6 exons.